Molecule: messenger RNA, 1648 nt
Organism: Pipra filicauda (Wire-tailed manakin)
Lineage: Eukaryota; Metazoa; Chordata; Aves; Passeriformes; Pipridae
Gene: NEK3
Product: NIMA related kinase 3
Exons: 14
Coding region: 4-1329 (441 amino acids)
Biological process (GO): protein phosphorylation
Molecular function (GO): ATP binding; protein kinase activity
Source: RefSeq, a predicted model, not a curated record
AAAAUGGAAGAAUACAAAGUGUUGAAAGUACUAGGAGAGGGAUCCUUUGGCAGAGUUCUCCUAGUUCAUCAUGGAAUCAGUGACCAGAAGUAUGCGAUGAAGGAAAUAAGACUUCCCAUGUCUUCGUCUGGUGUAGAGAACUCUAGGAAGGAAGCAGUUCUUUUGGCUAAAAUGAAACAUCCGAAUAUCGUUGCCUAUAAAGAAUCAUUUGAAGCUGAUGGACAUUUGUAUAUAGUGAUGGAAUAUUGUGACGAUGGAGAUCUAAUGCAAAAGAUUAAACACCGAAGAGGAAAUUUGUUCCCUGAAGAUAUGAUCCUUCACUGGUUUGUGCAGAUGUGCCUGGCGGUGAACCACAUUCAUGAUAAACGUGUGCUGCACAGGGAUAUAAAAUCCAAGAACAUCUUCCUCACUCAAAACGGGAAAGUGAAAUUGGGAGAUUUUGGAUCUGCACGCCUUCUUGCACACCCGAUGUCAUACGCUUACACAUAUGUGGGAACUCCUUAUUACGUACCUCCAGAAAUAUGGGAAAGCAUGCCAUACAACAACAAAAGUGAUAUAUGGUCUCUGGGGUGUAUUCUAUAUGAGCUGUGCACUCUAAAACAUCCGUUUCAAGCCAAUAGCUGGAAACAUCUCAUCCUUAAGAUAUGCAAAGGGUCCUACAAUCCACUACCAUCUCACUACUCCUAUGAACUUCAUUACUUAAUAAAACAGAUGUUUAAGAGAAAUCCUCAGGAUCGUCCAUCAGCCAGUACUAUUCUUUCAAGAGGUUGCUUAACCAAACUUAUAAAAAAUUGUUUGCCUUCUGAGAUGAUAAAAGAGUUUGAGCAGGUAUUAAAGGAAACCAAGAAACAUGAAGGCAGUGCAGCAAGACGAAAGGGUAGUGUCAUGGCUGGUGGAAGCUCAAAUAAUAGGAAAGAAAAUAGGCGAAGAGAAGAUGAAAGUAGCAAUCGUAGCCCCUUAGAAAGGAAAAAUAUUACUGAGGGUUUGAGUGAAGGCACAAAGGAACAAAGGAAGUCUGAGCAAGAGGGAGAUAUUGAUUUGUCACAUGUCCACAGGAGGCAAUGGGAAAAAAGGAUAUCCAAUACUGUCCUGGAUGUCCUGGAAAAUGCAUCCUUGCUUUCUUCAAGUUUUACACCUGAAGAGACUGAAAGUGGUGGUGUUAUAAACUACUGUGAAAAAAAGCCACGUAAGCAGUGGGACAAGGAAACCCCUCGGACCCUGAUGAACAUUCUCACUAAUGCAGAUGUCAGCCUAGCAUUUAAAACCUACACAAUUUAUAAGCCAGCUCAACAGCUGAAUGAAGUUGUGACCAAAAUGCAGAUGCUGUAGAGCCAAGUGUCCUCCAUCCUGCUGAGUGGCCUGGUGUAUCUGUUAGGGGGGUGCAAUAAACACACUGCAGCCCUAUCAGGUAAAUCCACUUCCACUAAGUCAGCAAUGCCCUGUUUUGAGGGCAGGAUGGUAAAAUGGUACAGCUAAAGACAGAUGCAGCCUAUAGAUGUGCACAGCCACAGAUACUUGUUCUGCAUUUAAAACAGGUAACAACUUGACCUGGAAUCUACUACAAAGUGGGGACAAAUUAGAAAGACUACAUAGUAUUAAUACUUUUAAUAGGUUUAUUUUUUAAAUUAAAAUAUUUUGGUGACAUUUU